Messenger RNA from Aspergillus versicolor CBS 583.65, 1725 nucleotides. RefSeq lists its product as uncharacterized. The transcript has 2 exons. The record is from RefSeq and is a predicted model, not a curated record. Lineage: Eukaryota; Fungi; Ascomycota; Eurotiomycetes; Eurotiales; Aspergillaceae. Bases 1 to 1593 code for a protein of 530 amino acids.
AUGGUCCGCCCGGCGAUAUUUGCACUGCUCUGCCUGACAGCUUCAGCCUCAGUCACAGAGAGAAUAUCGCCCACUGCCCAAACACUGAACGGGACAUACUCUGGCGUGCACUCUGCCGAAUUCAACCAGGAUCUCUUCCUUGGAAUUCCAUAUCUCCAGGCACCCGUUGGCGAUAGACGGUUUCACCCUGCAGACACCCUGAACAGCUCGUGGAAUGGGAGCAAAGCGGCAACAUCCUAUGCCCAUUCCUGCAUUGGCUAUGGGACUUCCAUUCCCCUAUCAGACAUGUCGGAGGACUGUCUAUACCUCAAUGUGAUCCGUCCCCAUUUGGAUAGCAAUAUAUCCAAUUUACUGCCAGUCGCUGUCUUCAUCCACGGCGGAGACUUUUCAGGCAGCAGUGCCAGCCAGGAACAAUACAACCUCUCCUUCAUCGUCGAUAAAUCAGUCCAGCUCGACCAGCCCAUGCUAGCCGUGAGUUUCAACUACCGCCUCAGCGCCUGGGGGUUCCUCUUCAGCAACCAGCUCCGCGACACUGGAGCAACGAACAUCGGACUCCGCGACCAGCGAUUCGCACUCGCCUGGAUCCAGGAAAACAUCGCAGGCUUCGGAGGCGACCCUGCCAAAGUCACCCUCUGGGGCCAGGGCGCUGGUGCAUCGAGUGUUGGCUUCCACAUCACCGCCUACGCCGGACGCAACGAUAGUCUGUUCCGCGGCGCGAUCAUGCAGAGCGGAAACCCGGUUCCUGAAAAGGGGAUGAAUGGGACGCAAUACUAUCAACCUUUGUAUGAUGAGAUUGCGCGGCGGGUUACCCCUGAAGCAGGGUAUGCGUUGGCUAAUGGAAUGGCGGAUGGGGAUACCUGCUGGGAUGCAGUGGAUCGGAAGGCCUGUCUGCGCAAUGUGGACUUUGGGCAGAUGAAUGAUGCGAUCAAUUCUACGAGUCCAAAGUCUUGGUUCCCAGUUAUAGAUGGUGAUAUUGUUACUGAGCAGCCCAGUCGGUCGUUGUACACUGGGAAGAAAUAUGUCAAGGUGCCUAUUCUUAUCGGUGCAAAUACCGACGAGGGUUCGUAUUACAUGCCUACGCAUGAUAUCACCACCGAGGCCGAGUUUAUAGACCUUAUCGCGAACGAGAGAGCAUUAGCGUAUCAAGGGGACGCUGCCAUCCACGCAAAUCGUCGCCAGGCCUGUUCCACCUGGGCCCGCGCCAACAUCAGCGCAUACUGCUAUCGAUUCGACGUCCCACUUUACCACCAAGCCUCUGCACAACACGGGAACGAGGUCCCCUUCGUCUUUGCCAACACAAACGGACACGGCUACGACGCCAACCCCAUUUCCCGAGACCUCGCAGUUCUUGCGAGCGAUAUCAGCAGCAGCUGGGUAAGCUUCAUUGCCACACUGGAUCCUAAUUCGUGGAGACGCCACGCAAAUUCAACGCCGGUGACCCCGAUUUGGCCAAAGUACGCGGCCGAAAAUGCGUCCGAGAUGGUGUUUCAGGCGAACGGGACGAGCCACGUUGAGCGGGAUGUCUGGCGAGCCACUCAGAUUCGGUUGAUUAAUGGAGAGCCGUCUGGGAUUGCAGUGGCAUACCAGAGGUAGGAGGAACUGUGUUGGUGAUGGGCCGUGUCAGACUAAAUCUCGCAAGCCUGUCCAACUCUCGUGUAACUCCGAUGAUCAUCGUGGGCCUUCCACUUAGGGCUAUUGAGGCCGACUAUACUUCACAACAACUAC